AUGAAGGUCGUACACAGCGGCAGCAGCCGCCACAGCGCCGUCACCCGUGACCCGAGCGUCGACGCCGACGCCGCGGCCAGGUUGGCCCUGAUGCGCGGGCUCGACGAUAGCCUGCAUACCUACUAUGGCGAGCCCGAGCCAGCCCACACCGCUGCAGCGGCGUCGUCUGUAUCCGCCGUCGAGGCGAACACUGCGGCACAUCCGACAGCGGGACCAGUCGCACCAACGUCGAGCCCGCCAAGUCCUCCGACCGACACGUCGGAUCCAGUGGAACCUGUCGUACAAGUCGCCCCGCAGCCAUUACGGACGGCAGCGCCGUCUAAUGGGACGCCCGAGGCCGUCCCCGAUGUAGGCGUCGACGCCACGGCACCGCCAGCCGACGUCAUCGGCGCGGAACAGGAAGAGUACGAUGCGGCCACCGAGGUGCGCGAGACACCGCUGCGCGCCGCAAAGGUGCCCUCGUCGCGCCUGGGCCGCCUCUUCCACUACGGCAGCCUGGGGGCCGGUCUCGCGGUGGGCACCGCCGGCCAGUUCUUCCGCGGCGGCGGCGGCGACUCGUCGGGCGGCGGCGGCAUGGUGCUCUCGGAGCAAAACAUCUCCCGCCUCGUCGACAAGUUAUCGACGAUGCGCGGCGCUGCUCUCAAGCUGGGCCAGUUCCUGUCGAUCCAGGACACCAACGUGCUGCCGCCGCAGAUCGAAAAGGUGCUGCUGCGCGUGCAGAACGCGGCCAACUACAUGCCCGUGUGGCAGAUGCAAAAGGUCAUGUCGGCCGAGCUCGGCUGCUCGGACUGGAAGGAGCGCUACUUUGAGAGCUUCGACGAGAUCCCGUUUGCCAGCGCCUCGAUCGGCCAGGUGCACUCGGCCACGCUGCGGCGUGACUUUGCCGACGACCCGAGCAUGGCGGGGAGGCGGGUGGCGGUCAAGGUGCAGUUCCCCGGCGUGCUCGAGUCGAUCGACUCGGACCUCUCGUACAUCCGCUGGCUCGUCUCGGCCUCGGCGCUGCUGCCGCGCGGCCUCUUCCUCGACAACUCGCUCAAGGUCAUGAGCCGGGAGCUGCGCGACGAGUGCGACUACGAGCGCGAGGCCGAGAUGGGCCGCAAGUUCCGCGCGCUCCUCGAGGGAUCCGCCGAGUUCGAGGUGCCCAAGGUGGUCGACGCGCUGUCGACGCGCAGGGUCCUCGUCACCGAGAUGAUGCGGGGCCGUCCGCUGACCCAGGCCUCGCGCUACACGCAGGAGAAGCGCGACCAGAUUGCCAGGUCGAUCCUCAACCUGUCGCUCUCGGAGCUCUUCCGCUUCCGCCUGAUGCAAACCGACCCGAACUGGACCAACUUCCUCUACAACGAGCGCAACGGCAAGCUCCAGCUCAUCGACUUUGGCGCCACGCGCGAGUACUCCAAGGAGUUUAUGGACGACUGGCUCAAGAUGCUUCAGGCCGCCAUCAGGGGCAACCACGACGAGUGCGUCCAGUGGAGCCGCAAGGUCGGCUACCUAACCGGCGAGGAGAGCGAGCGCAUGGAGAGGGCCCACGUCGACUCGAUGAUCGCGCUCGGCGAGCCGUUCCGCGACGGCUCGCCUGAUCCGUACCCGUUCGAGUCGCAGACGAUCACGGACCGCGUCAAAGCGCAGAUCCCGCUGAUGCUCAAGGAGCGCCUCACGCCGCCGCCCGAGGAGACGUACAGCCUCAACCGCAAGCUGAGCGGCGCCUUUCUCCUGUGCGCCCGCCUCAAGGCCCGCGUCAGCUGCCGGGGCCUCUUCAAGUCGAUCGAGCAAGAGUACCAGUUCGGUCCCGUCGCUUCGCCGCCGUCUGCCGCUGUGGUGCAGGGCGUUCGCGCGGCGUCCGCGCCCUCGAUGCCGGAUGGCCGAAGAGAGUUCCAUACGUCGAGGAUCGUCCGCGAAGCGCGUCGCGUCCUCGAGCAGAGGGAGGCAGGCGGUGCCGGAGGUGCCGCCGGGUCGGGCGAUACGGGCCCGGCCUCCCUCGGAGCAGAGCUCCGCAAGACGAUCGGCAGUAGAGACCGACCGAGGCCAGCGAGACGGCACGGCAUCAACCUCAACGAUCGGUUCCCUCGCUCUCGGAUCGUCGCUCCGGUCGAGACGGAGGGGACGGUGACGAGUCUUUCGCCUGGAUUCGCCGCGGGGUCUUUUGUCGAAACGGGCAGCGAUGCGAAUGCCGAAGCGGGCGGCGUGGAUCUCGGGAGGAAGGUGCUCCCGGCUGAAGUGACGCCGUCCAGGGCCGAAUCGCCGAUGACGGCGCGGCAGGACACUGUCGAGUCCGACUCGGCCAGCCCGCCCCUUCCGCCCGUCGAGGGUGCAGACGAGGCGGAGUGCAAGCCGAUGGGCCCGACGGUCAUUCGUGGCAUCACGAUCCCACUCAAACCGCCGCCGCCUGGUCCUGAUGAAUGUUGCAUGUCCGGCUGCGCCCACUGCGCGUACGACAUCUACGCCGAGGACCUCGAAGACUUCCACUCGCGCCUGCAAGACGUACGGGCCCGCCUCGCCGCGCUGCAGCCGCCCGUCGCGGCCGACGAGUGGCGCGAGGACCUGCUGGGCUCGUUCCCGUCGUCGGACCCUGGCGCCGAGUCCGGGACCGGUCCAUCGGGCGGCGAGGAUGUAAAGGCCAAGGCGGAGAGGGAGGUGGACCAGGUCAUUGGCGAUCUCGAUCCGACCAUGAAGGCGUUUUUGGAGAUGGAGAGGAGGAUGAAGAAAAAGGAGCGCGCCAAGGCGGCGCAGUAG
This is a messenger RNA of Pseudozyma flocculosa PF-1, 2730 nucleotides long. RefSeq lists its product as uncharacterized. Gene Ontology annotation, molecular function: kinase activity. Gene Ontology annotation, biological process: ubiquinone biosynthetic process. Lineage: Eukaryota; Fungi; Basidiomycota; Ustilaginomycetes; Ustilaginales; Ustilaginaceae. Gene Ontology annotation, cellular component: extrinsic component of mitochondrial inner membrane. The record is from RefSeq and is a predicted model, not a curated record. The transcript has 5 exons. Bases 1 to 2730 code for a protein of 909 amino acids.